UAUCAAGCCCCUUUUCUUCCUGUCUUCUCUCGUGGUGUGUACUUGACUCCCCUUCUCGCCAGAUCUCACAGGACUUUCAGAUUUAAGCAAUUCCUGGCCAAGAAACAAAAGCAAAAUCGUUCCAUUCCCCAGUGGAUUCAUAUCAAAACUGGUAAUAAAAUCAGGUACAACUCCAAAAGGAGACAUUGGAGAAGAACCAAGCUGGGUCUAUAAGGAAUUGCACAUGAGAUGGCACACAUAUUUAUGCUGUCUGAGCAUCACAAUCACGUUACCAUAUCAAGCUGAAAAUGUCACCACUAUCUGGACAGUUGGACAUGUUUUAUUGGGAAUAUAU
Messenger RNA from Gorilla gorilla gorilla (western lowland gorilla), 334 nucleotides. RefSeq names its product large ribosomal subunit protein eL39-like. The transcript has a single exon. The record is from RefSeq and is a predicted model, not a curated record. The annotation marks the transcript as partial. Gene Ontology annotation, biological process: translation. Gene Ontology annotation, cellular component: cytosolic large ribosomal subunit; ribosome. Lineage: Eukaryota; Metazoa; Chordata; Mammalia; Primates; Hominidae. Gene Ontology annotation, molecular function: structural constituent of ribosome.